CAGGCGCACCCACUUCACUUGCACGCGUAGCACGUUCACGGUGUCCAUCCAGUGUUCAGUCAGUGACAUUAGCUUGACUGCGUCUGCAAGCUCUCUUGCUAAGCUAGGUUUGCAACCAGUGCAUGUGCUCUCGAGAGCUACUGAAUAAUAUUCGCAAUAAUGGCUGGUAGUGCGGGUGAGUGGUGUCUUAUGGAGAGUGACCCCGGGGUGUUUACGGAGCUGAUAAAGGGUUUCGGCUGUAAGGGUGCUCAAGUUGAAGAGAUAUGGAGUAUGGAGCCAGAGAACUUCGACAACUUGAAGCCUGUGCAUGGAUUGAUCUUCCUGUUUAAGUGGCAAGCAGGUGAAGAGCCAGCAGGAUCUAUUGUGCAGGACUCUAGACUUGAUCAUAUCUUCUUUGCCAAACAGGUCAUCAACAACGCUUGUGCCACCCAGGCAAUCGUCAGCGUUCUGCUCAACUGCUCUCAUCCUGACAUGUUGCUUGGACACACACUAACGGAGUUCCGAGAGUUUUCACAGAGUUUUGAUGCCGCAAUGAAAGGUUUGGCUCUGAGCAACUCUGAGGUUAUCAGACAAGUUCACAACGGAUUUGCCAGACAGCAAAUGUUUGAGUUCGAUGCAAAGUCAUCUGCAAAGGAUGAGGAUGCCUUUCACUUUGUGAGUUAUGUUCCUGUAAAUGGUCGACUUUACGAAUUGGAUGGACUAAGGGAAGGACCAAUUGACUUAGGUGCCUGCAACCAGGACGACUGGAUUAGCGCUGUCCGUCCAGUCAUUGAAAAAAGAAUACAAAAGUACAGUGAAGGAGAAAUUCGUUUUAACCUCAUGGCCAUUGUGUCUGACCGGAAGAUGAUAUAUGAAAAGAAAAUUGCAGAACUUCAGAGUCAACUAACUGAGGAUGAACCAAUGGACACAGACCAGAGCAGCACAUUUCUGAGCUCCAUUCAGUCAGAGAUUGCAAAGUACCACCUGCUUAUUGAGGAAGAAAAUCAGAAACUUAAAAGAUAUAAGGUUGAAAACAUUCGACGGAAGCACAACUAUCUUCCAUUCAUUAUGGAGUUAUUGAAGACAUUGGCAGAGCACCAGCAGUUAAUACCACUGGUGGAGAAGGCAAAGGAGAAACAGACUGCCAAAAAAGCCCAGGAGGCCAAGUAAUCAUCAUCAUCAUUAUCCUCCACAAAAUCAUCACCACACUUCACAGGUCAUGCACACACUUAGUCCUCCAAUCAAGAUUUUGCCAGUGAGCCACAUACAUAGUCUGUUAAUGGCAAUGGCUGUCCUGAAUCAUGCCAUCACUGUGGUAUUUGGGUGUAUCCAGACUUUAGGAAAUGCAUUGCAGGUGUAGCAGAGAAACCCCAUGUGUUCAUCUGGAUAUAAGCAUGAUGAAGGAAACGUGGUCAAAUUGUCUUAUUUUCAUAAUAAAAAUCUCAAGAAGUUUACAAAUGGCUGUGUGUUUGUAUAAAAAGGUCCCAAUUAAAUAU
Messenger RNA from Corythoichthys intestinalis (scribbled pipefish), 1475 nucleotides. RefSeq names its product ubiquitin carboxyl-terminal hydrolase L5 (gene uchl5). Gene Ontology annotation, molecular function: proteasome binding; cysteine-type deubiquitinase activity. The transcript is spliced from 11 exons. The record is from RefSeq and is a predicted model, not a curated record. Bases 160 to 1149 code for a protein of 329 amino acids. Gene Ontology annotation, biological process: ubiquitin-dependent protein catabolic process; protein deubiquitination. Gene Ontology annotation, cellular component: cytoplasm; Ino80 complex. Lineage: Eukaryota; Metazoa; Chordata; Actinopteri; Syngnathiformes; Syngnathidae.